Molecule: messenger RNA, 1038 nt
Organism: Aspergillus saccharolyticus JOP 1030-1
Lineage: Eukaryota; Fungi; Ascomycota; Eurotiomycetes; Eurotiales; Aspergillaceae
Exons: 5
Coding region: 1-1038 (345 amino acids)
Source: RefSeq, a predicted model, not a curated record
AUGGCAAAAAUCUUCUUGACAGGAGCUUCAGGCUACAUCGGCGGAGAUGUCCUUCACGCCUUGCGAUCCGCUCUACCUCAAUGCGACUACAGUGUUUUACUGCGCGACGAAGCAAAGGCGGCAAAAAUCCAAGCUGCUUACCCUGAUGUGCGGGUGGUAAUGGGGGACUUGGACGCCACGGCUACCAUCGAGAAGGAGGCCAGUCAGGCCGAUAUCGUUGUCCACGCUGCCAGCACGAACCACAUCAAGAGCGUCGAAGCCAUCGCCCGCGGUCUGUCGGCAGAGACCAGAGCGAAACCUGGCUACUGGAUACAGAUGUCGGGAGCCAGUGUUCUAUCUAUGCCCGACAUUGAGAACAACACUUUUGGUCAGGCUUCAUCACGUAUCUACAGCGAUAUAGACGGCGCGGAGGAACUGUGUGCGCUCAUUAAACGUUACUCGGCCCAGCGCGUUGUGGAUAACUUUGUGACCAACCUUCCACCGGCAGCAAUCCGACCCAAGACCGCACUCAUCUUCGGACCGAUUAUCUAUGGUCGCGGCCGGGGGGUAGUCAAGCAGCGGAGUAUUCAGAUCCCGGAGCUUGUCCGGGCGAAUUUGCAGCGUCGGGAGGGUGUACAGGUGGGGAAGGGAGAAAGUACAUGGAGUAACGUGCACAUUGCGGAUUUGAGUACAAUCUUCGUGCAGCUAGUGGAGGCAGCACUCAUGGCUGCCGAAGGGGAUUUGUGGAAUGAGCAUGGGCUAUAUUUCCCUGUGAAUACUGGGAUGCUGUCCUUCAAGGAGAUUUCACAGCGUAUCGCGCAGGACGUCUAUAAUCGGGGACUCUCAGACACGGCUUCAGUCAAGGAGGUCGACCCUCGUGAGGCGGAUUCCAUCAUUCCCCAUGCGGCAGUUAUCCUGGGUACAAAUGCAAAGCAAGUGGGACAAAGAGCACGGCAGUACCUGGGCUGGGUGCCAGAGCAUCACACUUUAGCAGAGGAGAUUUCUCUUGCUGUCACAGCGGAGAUGGAGAUUUUGGGCCUGGAGAAUGUAUUGCAGUAG